Messenger RNA from Cydia splendana, 1810 nucleotides. Its product is annotated as zinc finger protein OZF-like. Gene Ontology annotation, molecular function: chromatin insulator sequence binding; zinc ion binding. The transcript is spliced from 7 exons. The record is from RefSeq and is a predicted model, not a curated record. Gene Ontology annotation, biological process: regulation of transcription by RNA polymerase II. The coding region runs from base 1 to 1728 and encodes 575 amino acids. Gene Ontology annotation, cellular component: chromosome; nucleus. NCBI's taxonomy places the organism in Eukaryota, Metazoa, Arthropoda, Insecta, Lepidoptera, Tortricidae.
AUGGACGUGACGCGCGCGUGUCGCUGCUGCCUGCGGUGUGCUCCGGACAAGGACCUGACGACGCCGUACACACAUCUCGGCAAAACGGAGAUAUAUGCCGACAUUAUCAAGGAGAGCUUUGAUAUACAUCUGGUACUAGGCGGCUCGGGCUCGUGCGGCAUCUGCUCGGCGUGCGUGGGCCGCCUGCGAGACGCGAGCGACUUCAAGCUGCAAGUGCAGCGCAGCCAGGCGGAGCUGCAGGCACUGCUUGUUAAAGCAGAGUUUGCGGUCAAACAUGAGCAGGUUGAUGACGGCGCGGAUGAUGAUUCUGUGUUCAAUGUGUUAUUGGAGUCUGCGGUCAAACCUGAGCUGGCUGAUGAUUCUGUGUUCAAUGUGUUAUAUGAGGAGCCCGUACUGGUGGAUCAGCCGAAGGUCGGCGAGGAGAAGAGCAAGGAACUCAUGGAUGUAGACCCCCUCGUCAAGUCGGAGACGGAUGAUGCGAUGAGUGACGGCGGCUCGUCAGCGGCGGUGUGUUUGGACGGCAGCGCCGCGCGCGCCAGGGAACACCGAGCGAUGGCUUGUGUCGUGGUGCUCGAGCGCCUCCGCGGCGACGUGACUCUUCACAAUGAAGCCAACCCAUACGGCUGCGAACACUGUGGCAAACAUUUCGGAAACAAGAUUUUUUUAAGAAAACACAUAGAAAACACACACUUGUCCACCGGGCCAACAGCAUUUGCUUGUGAUUUUUGUAGUUCUACUUUUCAAACCAAAUUUCUUGUAAUCGAACACGUGAAAAGCGAACACGGUGUUACAAAUUUCAUGUGUGCUGAAUGUGAGUAUACAACAAGUUCCAAGAAAAGUUUGGUGACUCAUUUAAAGAGUCACUCAGUUAAGAACAAUUUUAAUUGUAGUCACUGUAGUUACACGAGUUCGUGUAAAAGUGAUUUAUACAAACACCAAACAAUACACAUGGCUGGAAAACCUUUUAUGUGUAGCGACUGUGAUUUCAAAUGCAAUCAGAAAUCAUAUUUACGAAGACACCGGAUGAUACACACUGGGGCAAAGCCAUAUAAGUGUAGUAAUUGCGUAUACAAGUGUAGUCGGAAGGAAAGAUUGCUAACACACCAGAGGAUACACACCAGAGAGAAGCCUUACAAAUGUAGUCAUUGCGACUACAAGUGCAGAGAUAGGUCAAGCUUACGUUAUCAUGAAAUGACACAUACUGGCAAGAUGCCUUUUCAGUGUAGCCACUGUGAUUACAAAUGCUGUCAGAAAUCAAGCUUACAACGUCACAUAAGAACACACACAGGAGAAAAGCCGUACAAAUGUAGUCAUUGUGACUACAAGUGCAGUCACAGUUCAAGCUUACGAAAUCACAAAACGACACAUACUGGCGAGAAGCCUUUUCAGUGUAGCCACUGUGAAUACAAAUGCAAUCGGAAAUCCCUUUUAAAAUUACACCUGAUGAUACAUACUGGGGCUAAGCCAUUCAAAUGUAGCUAUUGCGACUAUAGGUGUAGGCAGAAAGCAAACUUGUUUGUACACCAGAACAUACAUACCGGAGAGAAGCCGUACAAAUGUAGUGAUUGCGAUUACAAGUGCAGGACUAGUUCUAAGUUACGAAUACACGAAAGGACACACACUGGUGAGAAACCUUUCACAUGUAUUCAUUGUGAUUACAAAUUCAGUGAUAAAUCCAACCUACGACGUCAUCAGAAGACACAUACUGGGACGAAGCCUAAAAAGUAAUAAUUGCAACUAACAAGAGCAGCCUGAAACAGCACUUGCGAAGACACCUAAAAUAUAAUGGAGGACCGCAUCUCCAUAUAAA